AUGGCUACCGAAGUGUUCGUAACGCACGUUGGGUACAUGAAAGCCAUCGACGAUCUCUUCGGCAAGCACGAGAACCAACAGCUAGUACGGCACCUAUCUUGGCUCUUCGUGAAGAUGUACAUUCCUGCCACCGCUCCCGAGUUUUUUGUCGGCGUUUACGGGAACGCUGAAACGUCCAAGAUAUACCGACCCCUGUUUUGCGGAUACAAUGUCGAACUGCCGUACCGCCUGCUCGUUUCGGUGUUGUGCUACGUCUCUAGUGCGUCCAGCAACCACAGGCUCUUAAUCGACGCGAGCUUCGACAGCCUAGUCCUGGCGGCCACGGAAAAGCUCAUGAACAGCUUUUGGCUGGACGCACGUAGCAAAGUCUUGGCCGUGGAAAAAAUCAAGGGCGUCCAGAAUCGCCUGUGGCCCGAAGACAUUGUGUUCGAACCGGGAUUCCUGGACGGCGUCUACAAGGACUUCCCCGGAAACGAAACGUCGACCUUCGGUUCCUACUGGAUCGCGUCUCGCAAGAGCGUUCGCGAAGCGAAGAAAUCGAAGCACUACCGUAGCUUGUCCACUAAGCCGAUCAGCUCCGCGGAACCGUACCUCACGUACGACGCCAUCCUAAACCGCGUACUCGUAACCAUGGGGGCUGUCGCCAGGCCUAUGUACUACAAAAAUGGCACGAGAGGCAUGCUGUACGGAGGCAUCGGAUUCCUAAUGACGCUGCAGCUCGUCAAGUCACUGGACAGGAACGGUUUGCGAUGGCACCCGAACGGCAGCGCCGUGGACUCUUUCCUCACGGAGGAGUCGCGGAAGGAAUUCGCAGCCCGCGAUUCCUGCCGCGUUCGAGAAGCGAACGCGAGCGUGUUCCCAGAGAUCCCGGCCGUGGAAGUCGCGUACGCGGCCUUGCAACGGGCGCUCCAGCAGGACGGGCGGCGGUUCCGAAUCGCUAAGAACCUUACUGAGGAGAGGGUGUUCUUCGUGACGCUUUGCUUCAUGACCUGUCCGCGAAGGUACACCCCUAGCCCUUACAGGGUGGACUGCAAUAAGGCACUGCAGAAUUUUCCCGAGUUUUCGCGAGCCUUCCAGUGCCCCGAAGGUUCCAAGAUGAACCCAGCUAACAAGUGUAGGUUCUUUGAUUCGGUGCCGCCGUAUCCUUUGACUGAGAAUAGUGCUGGUCGCCUGUCUAUGCGUGACUGGCCAAAUCAAUGA
This is a messenger RNA of Dermacentor silvarum, 1200 nucleotides long. RefSeq names its product membrane metallo-endopeptidase-like 1. Bases 1 to 1200 code for a protein of 399 amino acids. The transcript has a single exon. Gene Ontology annotation, molecular function: metalloendopeptidase activity. Gene Ontology annotation, biological process: protein processing. The record is from RefSeq and is a predicted model, not a curated record. Gene Ontology annotation, cellular component: plasma membrane. Lineage: Eukaryota; Metazoa; Arthropoda; Arachnida; Ixodida; Ixodidae.